This is a messenger RNA of Spea bombifrons (plains spadefoot toad), 8821 nucleotides long. RefSeq names its product collagen alpha-6(VI) chain-like. NCBI's taxonomy places the organism in Eukaryota, Metazoa, Chordata, Amphibia, Anura, Pelobatidae. The coding region runs from base 181 to 8502 and encodes 2773 amino acids. The record is from RefSeq and is a predicted model, not a curated record. The transcript has 43 exons. Gene Ontology annotation, molecular function: serine-type endopeptidase inhibitor activity.
UCCCAGGACGGAUCUCCAGUCUCGGUCAGGCAGGGGAGACUCCGAAUCCAACCCAGCACCACUGCUAAUCCGGAUCAACUGGAGCAAUUUAACCCAGGUCAGGCAUUUGCCACACUCUCCAUACAUGCCCUUAGCAUGCACUCAGUAUCGUGAAAACAAUAACACAGGCAACAAAUCAAAAUGGGAUUUUUGAAUACGUUCUUCCUUUUGCUUUGGGGAACCAUCUUCCAAAUUACACAUUCACAGAAAAUAGUGUGUACUGAAGCAACAACAGCAGACAUUGUGUUUCUGGUGGAUGGAUCUUGGAGUAUCGGGACAAAUAACUUUCAAACAAUGCAGGACUUCUUGUACACCUUAAUUAAUGGCUUUGAUGUAGGCCAAGAUAAAAUCCGUAUUGGUCUCGUCCAGUACAGUGACACACCACGUACAGAGUUUUAUCUAAACACUUACAACACCAAGGAUCAAGUGCUGCAGUACAUACAGACCUUGAAGUAUAAAGGGGGAGGAACAAAUACUGGGUUUAGCCUUGAGUACAUGUUACAAAACCACUUUAUAGAGAGUGCUGGAAGCAGAGCACAAGAUGGUGUUCCUCAGAUUGCAGUUGUGAUAACUGAUGGACGUGCCCAAGAUAACAUCAAAGAGCCAUCCAAACAAGUAAAGAGUGCCGGAAUCACAUUGUAUGCUAUCGGCAUUAAGGACGCCCUUUUGACUGAGCUCAAUGAAAUCGCCAGUGAUCCAGAUGAAAAAUAUGUAUAUAACGUGGUUGAUUUUAAUGCUUUGCAAGGAAUUUCCCAAAACAUGCUGCAGGGUCUCUGCACCACUGUUGAAGAAGCAGUCCGACAGACAGGUCAAAUUGCACAAGCUUGCCGAAAGGCCAACCUGGCCGACAUUGUGUUUCUAGUGGAGAGUUCAACACAAAUUGGUGAUGUAACUUUUGAAAAAAUAAAGGACUUUCUUUAUGGAUUGGUUUCUAGUUUAGAUGUUGGCAUGAAUAAAGUUCGCAUUGGCCUUGCUCAGUACAACGUUGAGACAAGUCCAGUUUUUAAGUUAAAUGAGUACCCGUUGAAGACUGAAAUCCUGGAAAACAUUCAGAAUUUACAGUUUCUAAGUGGUGAUGCUUUUACAGGAAGAGCCUUAAAGUAUGUGAACACCACCUUCUUCACCGAGGCAGCUGGCAGUAGAGCGGCAGAUAAUGUGGCUCAGAUUCUGAUUGUAAUAACAGGUGGAGAGUCUGCUGAUGGACUGGUAGAGCCAGCCAGAGACCUGAAAUCUCAAGGAAUUUCUGUUUAUGUGACUGGGCCUAAUAUAAAAGACAAUGUUGAGCUUGAAGAAGUUGCUAGUAGGCCAAGUGAAAAGUUCAUUUACGACAUUGACACACUUGAUGAGCCUGAUGAAGUGACCAAAAAGCUUCUGAAUAAUAUGUGCUUUAGCAUUGAAACUCACAUUCAAACAUAUGCAAAGCGUUACGCAGAUGUUGUGUUUGUUGUUGAUUCAUCUGCAAGUACUGGGAGUGCAACAUUCCAGCAAAUAAAAGAUCUAAUCCUAAGAAUAAUUGAGAAGCUGGAUGUUGGAAUUAAUAAAUUUCGUAUUGGAUUGGCACAGUACAGUGGAGACCCCGUGACAGAGUUCUUAUUAAAUACGUAUGAAAGGAAAACUGAAGUACUGGACCAUGUUAAACUGAGAUUCAACUUCAAAGGUGGACCUCUGAACACAGGCCGUGCUCUUGAGUUUGUGCGCUCAACUUUCUUCCUUGAGGAGGCUGGAAGCAGAAUCAGCCAUGGAACCCCUCAGUUUGUGGUGCUCAUAACGUCUGCCAAGUCUGAAGAUGAUGUUAUUAGAUCGGCUGAAGAGCUAAGAGGUGUUGGAGUCACCACCAUCUCAGUUGGAAUUCAGAAUUCUGAUGAAGAGGAAUUGAAACAAAUUGCCACAGAUCCCUUUGUUUUCCAAAUCAAAGGGAUGCAAGGCAUCAGGGAUCUACAAGAUGGGGUUGUCGGUGUUAUAUUGACACAGGAAAUGUUGCAGUUUUCUCCACUGACGUAUGUUCCAGAAGUGUGCUCAACUGCCUCGGUUGCUGACAUAGUAUUCCUUAUUGAUGAGUCUAGCAGCAUUGGUGCUACAAACUUCCAGCUGACUAGAGUUUUCCUGCACAAGGUUGUUAAUGCAUUGGAUAUCAGUUUGAAUAAUGUUCGAGUGGGCUUGGUUCUUUACAGUGAUGAGCCUAGGCUGGAAUUCAAACUAAACACUUUUAAUGAAAAAUUUGAAAUUUUGGACUAUAUAACUAAACUACCAUACAGAGGAGGGAAGGCACACACUGGAGCGGCUUUAGAUUUUCUUCGGAAAAAAAUGUUUUCUAAACAAAAUGGUGGUAGAGCACACCAGGGUGUACAACAGAUCGCGGUGGUCAUGACUAAUGGACAGUCAAUGGAUAAUUUCACCAAGGCUGCUGCAAAGCUACGACGCUCAGGUGUAGAGGUCUUUGCUGUAGGCUUCCAGAAUGCCAGCAAUCCGGAACUGGAGACCAUAGCAUCCCACCCUCCCAGAAGACACGUGACCAAUCUACAGUCUUUCCUACAGCUAUCCAAUAUUGAACAGAGACUCAAGAAACGCCUCUGCAACGAAAUUGUUCUACAGUCAUUUUCAGUUCCCAUGUUUGCCCGAACACUUAGAGAAGGUUGCGUGGAUACAGAAGAAGCCGAUAUUUACUUUCUGAUUGAUGGAUCUGGCAGCAUAUAUCCAGAAGACUUUGAUGAUAUGAAAACAUUCAUGACAGAAUUAAUAAACAUGUUCCAGGUUGGUGAAAACAGAGUACGUUUUGGAGUUGUUCAGUACUCUGAUAGUCCCAACAUCGAGUUCAUCAUUGGUGACUACAACAGUCAGAAGUCUUUAAAGGAGGCUAUUAAACAAAUUGAACAGUUGGGAGGAGGUACCAAUACAGGAAAGGCUCUGAGUUCAAUGAAGAGUCUCUUUGAUAAAACUGGGCGUAAUGUCCCUAAGUCUUUGGUCAUCAUUACUGAUGGAGAAUCCCAAGAUCAGGUGACCCAGCCCGCAGCCUCAAUUAGAACAGAUGGAAUCACCAUCUAUGCUAUCGGUGUAAAGAACGCGGUGGAAGAGCAGCUGAUAGACAUAGCAGGAUCUAAAGACAAGUCCUUUUUCGUUUAUAAUUUUGACUCUCUCAAUAGCAUCAAGCACGAUUUAGUCCGUGAUUUGUGUACACCAGAAGCCUGCAAGAACGUGAAAGCCGAUGUUUUGUUUCUGAUUGACAGCUCUGGAAGCAUUCACCCUGAUGAUUUUACAAAGAUGAAGGCAUUUAUGGAAUCCUUUGUAAAGCAAGCAGAUGUUGGACCAAACCAAGUCCAGUUUGGGUUGAUUCAGUUUAGCUCAGAAACACAAGAAGAAUUUGCGCUGAAUAGAUACACAAAGAAAGAUGAUAUACUGUCUGCUAUAUCAUUCAUUCAACAAAUUGGGGAAGGAACACUCACAGGGGCCGCGCUAACUUUUUCACUCCCAUAUUUUGAUGCCGCAAAGGGUGGACGGCGGAAAUCCAAACAGUACCUUAUUGUGAUCACAGACGGUGAAUCAUAUGACCCAGUGGCACAACCGGCAGCAGCUAUUAGGGACAAAGGUGUUAGCAUUUAUGCCAUUGGUGUAGUUAACGCAAAUAACACGCAACUCUUAGAGAUCGCUGGAAAGCAACAGCAAGUUUUUGUUGAAGAAAACUUUGAUGCGCUGGCCUUUUUAAACAAGCAAAUAUUGUUUGAAAUCUGCAAUCCUGCAGACCCUUGCAAAAAGUCAGAGGUAGCUGACAUCAUUUUUCUAGUGGAUGGAUCAUCUAGCAUCUCAGCACCCCAGUUCAAUAUCAUGAAGAGGUUCAUGAUAGCUGUGGUUAAUGACUCCAUGGUAGGAAAAGACAAUGUCCAGUUUGGUGUAGUCGUUUAUAGCACAAAUCCCCAACAAGAGUUUGCAUUAAAUGAGUAUUCUACUAAAUUGGAUGUACGAGGGGCUAUAAACAAUAUUAAUCGUUUGAAAGGAUUUACAUACACCGCGACAGCACUAGAAUACACCCACAAGAGGUUUGGCCCUUCUUACGGAGGUCGCAAAAACGUCCCACGGAUUAUAAUUCUCAUAACGGAUGGUGAAACCACUCGUGAAGACCGUCCAAAGUUAAAACCAGUCUCAACAACAUUGAGGGAUGACGGCAUCAUCGUCUUUGCUGUUGGAGUUGGGCAAGCAAAAAAACAGGAGCUAGAGUUGAUUGCUGGACAGCCCGAUAGAUGGUUCUUAGUGCAGAAUUACACUUCUCUGGAAGGCUUACACGAAAAUAUAACACAUAUUGUAUGUGAUCAAUCACAACAAACCUGUGCGCACGAACAGCUCGACCUUGUUUUCCUGAUUGAUAGUUCAGGAAGCAUUAGUCCUAGCAACUUUACAACGAUGAAGGCUUUCAUGAAAGGGAUUGUAGAAAGUUUUACCAUCGCCAAGGACAAAGUGCGUAUCGGAGUGGCACAGUACAGUACCAAUCCCAAGAAAGAAUUCUUCUUAAACGAGAUCUAUUCCAGCACUGAUAUGAAAAAUAAAAUUGAUACAAUGUCUCAGCUGAAAACUACAACUUAUACGGGAAAAGGCUUGAGGUUCGUCCGACAAUUCUUUGAUCCUGUCAAUGGAGGUCGUAAAAACCAACGUAUUCCUCAAUAUCUCAUAGUGAUUACUGAUGGAAAGUCUAAUGAUACAGUGGAAGAGGCAGCUGAUGUGCUGAGGAGCGAUGGGGUUACUAUUUUUUCAAUUGGUAUUGGCCUUCCAAACAAUUUUGAACUUGUUCAGAUUGCUGGGAAAAAAGAAAAUGUGUACAUUGUAGAGGACUUCAAAGAACUGGAUCUCAUCAAGAGGAAUAUUGUGUCUCAAGUUUGCGAACCGUCUGAUGAGCCUAGCCUGGAUUGCAAUAUAGAUAUUACAGUCUCUGUUGACUAUUCAAGAAAAGUGAGGCCAACCACAAUUACUCAUAUGCAACAGAAACUACAGCUCUACCUGUCUGAAGUGUUGCAGCGUGUGUCCACCUUGAACAAUUUUAGCUGUGUCUCUGGAUCGUUCAUAAACAUUCGUUUCAGAUUUGCUGUUCCCAGAGAGGAUGACACAUUCUUAUUUGAUUCUGAUUUUGAAAAAUACAAUGAAGAUGUCCUCAAAAAGUUUAUAAGUGCCCAAUCUACAACCGACACCUUUCUAAAUGCUAAAUAUCUUGAAUCUCUUUGGGGAAAAUUCAAAGGUUUGCCUGGUCGGAAAGCAAAAAUUAUUAUGGUUUUUACUGAUGGACUGGAUGAUGAUGUGGAAACUCUCAAGACAACCUCUGCCUUUUUACGUUCUGAAGGGUUGGAUGCACUGCUCUUAAUCGGCCUUGAAAAUGUGCAGAAUUUGGAGAGACUUCAGGAAAUUCAGUUUGGAAGAGGAUUUUCUUACGCUUCACCCCUCAGCAUUGGACUUUACGAUUUACCAAGUGUAAUGCUAAAGGAAAUUGACACGGUGGCAGAAAGGAAGUGCUGUAAUGUGAUUUGUAAAUGCUUGGGGCAAGAUGGUCUUCAAGGCCUGCCUGGAACUCCAGGACUAAAGGGUAUUCCCGGUCCAAAGGGAUACCCAGGUUAUCCUGGUGAAGAAGGCGGUAUUGGUGAAAGGGGGCCACGUGGACUUAACGGGACACGGGGUGAAGCUGGGUGCCCUGGUCCAAGAGGGCCAAAGGGUGGAAGAGGCUAUCGAGGUGAAAAGGGAGAUGAUGGUGAACAUGGUAUUGAUGGUGUCGUGGGAGAACAGGGACAACGUGGCAUCCCUGGGUUACCUGGAGAAGCUGGUGAACAUGGACCACAGGGAAGAAAAGGACCUCGAGGGGAACCUGGUGAAAGGGGAGAGCAUGGUCUGAGAGGUGACCCCGGUGAACCAGGAAUUAACAAUAAUAUUGCAGGACCAAAGGGACUGAAGGGAAAUCCAGGACGUCAGGGGGAACCAGGGAAAGACGGAGUUGAAGGGGAGCCUGGCGAUGAUGGCCCUGAGGGACCAAGAGGUCGAAGAGGGCCUCCUGGUUUAAAGGGUGAACGGGGAAAUCCUGGCGAGCAAGGAAACAGAGGAGAAGCUGGCAUUCAAGGCAUACAGGGUCCUCGAGGUUUGCCAGGACCACCAGGUGCACAAGGACAGCAAGGUUUACCAGGACCUCAGGGCACACCUGGAGCUCCUGGACCCCUUGGUUCUAUUGGAAACACUGGUCCUAAAGGUCAAAAGGGGGAGCCUGGAGAUCUUGGAGAGAAAGGUGAACCAGGACUUGCUGGACGUAGAGGUUUGCCAGGGUUAGAUGGUCCAGAUGGAUACGGCCCUCCAGGCUUAAAAGGAGAAAAGGGUCAUAUAGGAUUUCCAGGUUAUCCUGGUUCUCAAGGAGAAGAUGGAGAUCCCGGCAGGCCAGGUGAUUCUGGACCUAAAGGAGUUAGAGGAAGAAGGGGCAAAUCUGGUGAACGAGGAUCAACUGGAGAUCCAGGAGAGAGAGGACGACCUGGGCCAAGGGGCUUAAAAGGACAACAAGGCACCACAGCCAUGACGCCUUGUGAACUUGUGAAUUUUACUCGAGAGAAUUGCCCUUGCUUCUCAGGUGGUCAGAAAUGUCCUGUAUACCCAACUGAAAUAGUGUUUGCCAUUGAUGCAUCUCAAGAUGUUUCACCCUCUGCAUUUCAACGCAUGAAAGACAUUAUGAUAUCUUUGAUUGAACCAUUGGAAAUAACCGAAAGUAAUUGUCCUAGGGGAGCCAGAGUUGCAGUUGUCUCAUAUAAUAGUAAUGUUAAACAUCUCAUCCGUUUCUCUGAUUACAAGAGAAAAAGUCUGCUUUUGGAGGCAAUUCGAGGUAUUGCUCCAGAGAAGUCAUCUUCACAAAGGAAUAUUGGUGAAGCCAUGGGAUUUGUAGGAAGGAAUAUAUUCAAGCGUAUUCGUCAAGGAGUUCUCAUAAGGAAAGUUGCCGUGUUCUUUGCCAACGGUCCAUCCCAGGAUGCUACUUCAAUCAAUACUGCUGUUUUGGAAUUCAAUGCACUUAAUAUAGUACCAGCUGUGAUUGCCUUCAAUGAUGUCCCUAAUGUCAGAAAUGCUUUUUCAGUGGACGAAAGCAGAAGGUUUCACUUAUUUGUGUGGAGAAGGCUGCAAGACCAGAUACUAGAAGUGAUUUCCCACUGCUCACUUUGUUAUGAUAAAUGCAGUCCUGAUGAGGAAUGUGAACUGGACCCUGUACCUCCAUCUGAAGUAGAUAUGGAUAUUAUAUUCAUGUUAGAUGGCUCACGCAGCAUUAGAAGUGAUGACUUUCAACGUGAAAAGGCUUUUGUGAGCAACAUGCUGGAUCAUUUCCUUAUAUCAAACAAGCCCAAGACAUCAGAUACAGGUGCCAGAGUGGCUGUUGUCCAACAAACAGUCCCAGGUUUCAUGCCAAACCGAAAUAUAAGUCCUGUUAAAACUGAGUUUGAUCUGGUCAGUUAUGACAAUAAGAACCAGAUGAAGAGGCACAUCCAGGAAGAUGUCACACAGCUGGAAGGUCCAUCUGCAGUUGGCUACUCAGUCCAGUGGGCUAUCAAUAAUGUUUUUGCAAAAGCUACUAGGGCAAGGAAGCACAAAGUCAUUUUUGUGCUCCUUGGAAGCAGAACAAGUUACUGGGACCGAGAAAAACUGAAAGAGGUGUCUCGGAGAGCUAAAUGUGAGAAAUUUACCCUGUUUGUUCUAGCAUUUGGAAAAGAAAUAAAUAACAAUGAGCUGAUGGAGCUUUCUAGCCUUCCGCAUGACCAGCACUUACUGCACUUGCAUAGUGUUUCCAACUCUGAGCUGGAGUAUGCGCAGAGGUUCACUCAAGCCUUCAUGAAUCUUCUUCACAGUGAAAUGAAUAGAUACCCUCCAUUAGUGAUGCAAGGAGAGUGUGAAGGGCGCGGAGACUCUGUGUUCUUUUUACCAGAAAGUUUGCCCACAGUUGAAAUUCCUCCAGAGGAGGAUGUAGAGUAUGUGGAAGAAGUACUAGAAGAGGAAACUGAAUAUGAGGAGAUAACAGAGGAAGACUACGAAACACCGAAAGAGACUGUUGGAAUGGCAGUUGAGACAAAGAUUAUAAGCAAUGCUCCAGACAAGUGCUUACUGGAUAUGAAUUUUGGCACAGCAUGCAGGGAAUACCAACGCAUGUGGUAUUAUGUAAAAGAUGUUGAUGCAUGCUCCCAGUUCUGGUAUGGAGGUUGUGAUGGGAAUGGAAACAGAUUUAGCUCUGAGUAUGAGUGUCUACAGACUUGCUCACCCAAACGUGAAGCUACCGAUGAAGGUGUACACGUAUUCACCAAAGAAAUCUGCAAAUUAAGACAGGAGGAAGGAGAUUGUCAAGAUUAUACUCUGAAGUGGCGGUACGAUGCAAAUCAGAAUGAGUGUGUACAAUUCUGGUAUGGUGGCUGCGGAGGAAACAAAAAUCGUUUUGAGACUCAGGAGCAGUGUGAAGUUGCCUGCUUGUCUGCAUCCUAAGAUCAUUUGAUUCACAAGGAGUGGAAAAUACAGAGUCCUUAUUUAAGGCUUAAUUAAGUAUUAAUAGUGCCCUGUUCCGCGAUUGCGAACCCACCUAAACCACACAUCCCCAAUCAAAAUAACAUUUCUAUAGUCGGCAACAUCAAGAACAGCAUCAUUUUAGGUCGGGGAUGAGUUUGCUUUUCCUAUUUUAUUCGGUGCUGAGUAUAUGAAGUCAUAUUUAUGAAGGCAAAAAUGGAGCUAUUGUAAAUGAUAGCUUUUUUUUUUAUAUAUAAAGGCAAUCAUUUUACAGAAAUUAGAUUUUCCUUGACAAAUACAA